Messenger RNA from Olea europaea var. sylvestris, 695 nucleotides. RefSeq lists its product as uncharacterized. Bases 127 to 444 code for a protein of 105 amino acids. The record is from RefSeq and is a predicted model, not a curated record. Lineage: Eukaryota; Viridiplantae; Streptophyta; Magnoliopsida; Lamiales; Oleaceae. The transcript has 3 exons.
AAAAUUCAAAUUGAUCGUAGAAGUACAGUUUCCAUUAAUUACUUUGGAAGUAGAAACGUGUGACGUGUAACGUGUUGGGCCUGCCUGGGAGUUUUGAGUUUGACUCGGAAAGGAGGAGAGAGUUGGAUGAGUCUAGAGAAGGAAGAAGCCUCCGUCCCACGGCGGCGAUUAUCCUGCACCACCCACUUCGACGCCCUCUGGUUUUGCUAUUCCCCCGUCCAUCAGAUGCAGCAAUAUUAUCGGCUUGGUGAUCUUGACAAUUGUUCUGGAAAGUGGACUGCUCUUGUUUAUUGUUUAAGUCUCAAAACAAAAAGAUUUUCUGGAGUAGAGGAAAUUAUUGAGACUCGGGAAAAAACCAAGCCUCAUAUAUGGUUUUUCCGGUCCCCAGAAGAAGCAGCACCUCAUUGGAAAGAGCUCUUUGGAAAUCUAGAUGGGCAGGAAUGAUCAUUUUUUAUCAUCGAUAAUAAUCAUGCUCAUUCCAUUUGCGUUUUACUUUUGUAGCAAGAAACUGACCUAGUAAACAAUGUUUUUACUCGAUUUAGUUCUACUCAGCAUUAAUGGUGCAACCAAGAUAAAGGGUCGGAAACUAUAGUUCUCGAUUUUGAAGGAUGUUAUAGACUAUAGAUCUCUGGCAUAUACAUAUAUUUUGUAUAAUCUUCCAUUCAUUUUUAAGUGAAGAUUAUAUGAUUUUAGUA